Molecule: messenger RNA, 3139 nt
Organism: Chara braunii
Lineage: Eukaryota; Viridiplantae; Streptophyta; Charophyceae; Charales; Characeae
Source: the annotation of a GenBank genome assembly
GGUGAAGGGCGCACAGAAAGCGGCGACGUUGGCGCAGCAUUGUCUGAGCAGAGAUCCUCGGAUGAGGCCGCAAAUGUGCGACGUGGUUUUGACGCUGAGCACGCUGCAAGAUUUGACAGACUAUGCAAACUUGAUGCCGUCAAUCCCAGACCGACCAGGGUAUCCAAGAGAGGGGCAGUAUAGGAAGCCACCUGGGCCGGGCCCACGAUCACCGUACCCGGGCGGACCCGUUGCGAGGGAUCAUCAUAACAUGGGCCACACUCCGCCACAUGCAAUUGCUGGGGGUGGAAUGCCGCAGAGAGGUAGGGUAUGAGAGCGGCGGAAAGACUGGUGGCUAUGGAUGAGGGUGCAAAACGAUCUAUGCUAUAAUUGCUAUUGCAUAAAGGCAGCAGGGAUGCUUGAUCGGACCCGGGAGGAGACAAUGGAAGCGGUGCUCUACCCGGAGGCCUGCUUUGUGAACAGGCGAGAGGACAAGGUGGGAGUCAAGUUGUCGCUGCUACAUUUCCGCAUGGCUGUGCCGUACUUUUCGGUGUUUUGUGUUGAAGGAGGAGCAGCUCACUCCUUUUGCCAGUGUGUCCCUACUAGAGAGAAAGAGAGAGAAUAUGGUUCGUACUAGGGUUAAUUUCCAAGGACUCGAGGGGGGAAGGGAAGGGAAGGGAAGGGAAAAUUCACGAGAAGGCGCUGCUUCCCUUGGCAUUGGCAUCUUCGGUGCAGGGUGGUGAAUUGCGGUGUCGAGAGCACAGACAGCACGGAAACGGCUUUCCAUCUCGGGCAACGACCCUCGUCAAAAUAACUCGAGGGGCAAGGGUUCACUUGAAGGCUGUGCACGCGCACCAGCUUCAGGCUAUGCAUACCCUGGAGAAGGAAAGUUCUGAGGCUCGCGUAUUCUACCGUUCUGGUUUUCUGCAGCAUAGAGACAUGAAUGGAUGACUUGGCUGCCGACACGGACGGACUACGAGGAAGGUAUGGGUGCCCCCUCCGUAGGGGAAGGAGUGGGAGGGGGUAAGGAGGAUCGGAUGGGAUUCCAUUUAUUGGUACUGUUUGAUGAACAAGUGGGCAGGCAGCUCGGGCGUCGGGUGUCUGGCCUGAAGUGGGAAAAAGGCGGCGGGAGGCUCCGUUGGAACAACACGAUGAAGAGGCGUCGGAAUUGGGUAUGUGUGGGAUAAACCCUAAACCUAACUAUGAAGGGUUUAGCCAUGGCUGUUUUCUGGUUUGAUGUACAUUGGCCAUUGCUAUGUGUAUAACAAUCGGAGGAGGCUUGUGCAGCGUGCAACAAAGGAUGGUACAAGGGUCAAGCAGAUGCCCCUUUUUUUUUCCUUUUUUUUUUUCCUUUUUUGUUUUUCCUUUUUUUUUGCUUGCGGUUGAUUAUCGGAGUCUCGGGCCUACUUUGUUGUGCUCUUCCGCCUCUAUAUUUCUUCCUGUCUCUUAUUCUGCUUGAGCUUGCUGUCGUAGUUUUGCCUUGCCCUGUAGCCUAAAGGUGGCCUGCGAGGUACGUAAUACACACCGUGGCGAGUGGAAAAAUACGCGGAAAAAUACGCCCAGUUAAGCAAUUUGCUCUGCGCGGAUCUGUGGGGAGUGUUUUGUUCGAACCGCCAUGCAGGGACGAAAACCACGUGCUGGGGACGGGGAGUAGGAGCGGGUAGGUCCGAAGCCGCCGAUCGCUUGGGUUCAAUGGCGAGAGAGGGCUUUGCCCCAUCUUACCAUCGCACAAUGGAGGAAGACUGUGCCGACCUUGUGAACGAGUGCAGAAGGCGUACGGAGUGCGGCAGAUGCCAUAGCAAUUGGGAAUUCGCUUGGAGCAAGCUGGUGGUGUAGUCAUGCGUGUGUAUGAAUUGAUGAAUCGCCAAAAUUGUUGAGCAGCGGAGGCGUACAGAGCGCGGCGGAUGCCAUAGCAAUUGGAUUUAUCUGGGCGCAAGAUGGUGGCGUAGUCAUGCGUGUAUCAAUCGAUGGAAUCGCCAAUAUUGUUGAGCAGCAGAGGCGCGCAGAGGUAAUGUUAUCGAGUGAUCCGGACGAGGCCUCAAGCCUUCUCCUCCGGAAUGCGGACCUAUUUCUUGAAGCAGUUGACGGCAGCAUGCGGCAAAUCGAUGGCCAGCUUGCGAACAGUGCAUGGCAAGUAGAUCGAUAUAUUCGUAUGCUUGCACGGGUGCUAAUGUCUGUGCAUUGUUGAUUGAUCUAUGCUUAUCCUUGGGCCAAGCGGACAGAAUGAGCAAGUGUUGAUGCUGCCUCUCUGCCGCUGUGUAUAGCGGGUUUUCAUUGUAACUCCUGGGGAAGUGGACUUUAUUCAGGUAACCUGAGUUAUAGUUUGGUUCCAUAGGCUUUUUUUUUUUUUUUUUUCCGAAGCCAUUGUUUGUUUGUUUUGUUGGUUGGUGUGGAAAAAUGAUGCCACGACAGCUGGGAGAGCUUCGACGGGAGGGAGGGAGGGAGGGAGGGAAGGUGGCGGGUGGAUUGGUGGUGGUGGGUGGGUGGGUGGGAGGGGCUUCAACCAUGAUAAGAGUAAAUUUGUUGGAAGCGAAGCUGUGCAGAACGAGAUAGAGAAGAGCGGAAAGCGGAGUGGCCGAGGGGCAGGUGGUCGCUUUUUGGGAAUGGAUGAGAGUCGUAUAAGUAGAGAGAGAGGAGGCAACGUUGAGCAUAGCUGUCGACUUGGACUGUGGUGACAGAGAGUGCUCGGUCGGUUGGAGUUGACUGUAAUUGUUAAAGCCUCGACUCAUCAUGUGUAGUGUUUAAGGUGUUGUGUUGAUGAUGCAAAAGUCUUAUGGUUGGGGCAUAACAGAGACGUACUCAACUCAUCAUCUGCUGCAUGACUCGCUGAACGAGUUGCAUGGUGUAGCCCUGCCUCAGGUAGAAGGACCAAAUGAUGUGGCUGUUGACUUAUGCAGGCACGGACAAGAAAGUGCCUGUGUCCUGCCUAUAUAGGCACAUAUGAAGUAAUGCACCAGACUUCGCCAGCACUGUGGGACUUUCCUGCUGUAGCUGUGUCUUCAUGCAUGUGUACACGUGCGGACAUGUGUGCAUGCACUUGUGUGUGAAAGAGGUCACUUCUCUCUCUGUGUGUGUGUGUGUGUGUGUGUGUGUGUGAGAGAGAGAGAGAGAGAGUCUGUGCAUGUUCCAUGCAGGUGUUGCCGUGUGAAAACCUGCAUGU